Molecule: messenger RNA, 1152 nt
Organism: Pezoporus flaviventris
Lineage: Eukaryota; Metazoa; Chordata; Aves; Psittaciformes; Psittacidae
Gene: DUSP13A
Product: dual specificity phosphatase 13A
Exons: 3
Coding region: 115-693 (192 amino acids)
Biological process (GO): negative regulation of MAPK cascade; protein dephosphorylation
Cellular component (GO): cytoplasm
Molecular function (GO): protein tyrosine/serine/threonine phosphatase activity; MAP kinase phosphatase activity
Source: RefSeq, a predicted model, not a curated record
UGCCUCAGCCCAUCUCCCGGCUCACUGCGUGACUGUCCCAGGGGCUGGCAGCACCCCAGCACACAGCGCCCUGCCUCUGGCUGGUGGGAGCGGGAUCUCUCCCUGGCUCUUGGCAUGUCUGGGGUGGAGGUGCUGGGCUCCCAGGAACCCGAAGGCGCUGGGACAUGCAUGGAGGAUGUCCCCUCCAUUAAGGAAAUUGAGCAGCUCCUGAACACUGGGCGGCCCUCUUGCAAUCAUGUUGAUGAAGUAUGGCCUAAUCUCUUCUUAGGAGACCUAGUAACAGCUCAAAACAGAUUUGUUCUCUGGAAGAUGGGUGUGACCCAUGUUUUAAAUGCUGCCCAUGGCACAUCAUACAGCCACGGAGGCCAGGACUUCUAUGGAGAUACCAUUGAUUAUUAUGGUGUACCAGCCCAUGACCUCCCAAGCUUUGAUAUAAGCCAGUUCUUUUUCUCUGCAGCACAAUUUAUCCACAACGCCUUGAACACACCAGGAGCUAAAAUUUUGGUCCAUUGUGCAGUUGGAGUAAGCAGGUCAGCUUCCCUCGUCCUGGCAUACCUCAUGAUAAAUCACCACCUCCCGUUGGUUGAAGCCAUCAAAACAGUGAAAGAACAUCGAUGGAUUUCACCCAAUCGUGGCUUUCUGAAACACCUGCAAAAUUUGGAUGUUCAGCUACGGCAAAAGAAGGACUGCUGAAAGGGCAAAACCAUUUACAUUCACUUCUCUGAAUUUCAACCUUCAUAGUCAUUGUGCUUCCUGUGCUUGAUGCAUAUUGAAAAAAAUGAAGAAAAUUAUGCAUCAAAGAAAAAAGUCAACAGAACUGUAAAUUGAUUCAUUCUGAUAGCUCAGUUUCUCCAAAACCAGUACAGCCAAGAUCAGCACCAUAAGCACUGUGUGCUGCAGUGCCUAACACAGUGCAACCAGAUGACUCCACUGGAGUGGUUAAGAUGGCCAGAGAUUGGUCCUAGUUUGUGCUAGUGCCAGAGGCAUGUUCAGUAAUUGCAUGUAUCUGUACAGUAUGCUUGCAUGCCCUUUACUUUGGAGUGUAACAGCCAGUUUCCUCGGUUUGGUUACAGUUCUUCUGUGCGUGUUUUCAUAAGAAAAUCUUUUUGUAUUUCAGGCCUGGUGAUGUGGUGAGGAAAAUUUCUUAAAAGC